AUGGGAGAUCAGGGUGACCUCCAGACUCCACCCUCCGCUGCCGUCGAAGCUGGCGUGAGACGUCGAGCGAAACGGGCGUGCGAGCCCUGCAAGCUCCGGAAAAGAAAGUGCAACGGCUGUGAACCUUGCAAUGCAUGUAUACGCUACGACUAUGAAUGCUACUUUCCUCAGCCUCGCCGAAAGAAGUCGGCAAAGCUCAGCAACCAUGGUGUUCAACACCUUGCGGCCGCGUCACGGUCUCUUCAGUCUGUAAAUGCCAGUGCUGGCCCCAUCUCACCGACGAAUCUCAGAUCAGGCAAUCACGAUGAACGCUCCAUGGAAGCCAACUCAGGAGUGCUCUUUCCCCACGUCCUUGGACUCAAGCUCAAUCCCUCCAAUGCCCCGAAAGUGCAGGGCUUUGGCUGGAAUCUAGGCAUCCAUUAUCAACACCCCCGGUCCGAAAAAAGUAUGGUCUGGAUCAUAUCCAAAGAGGAAUGGCAAAGCCUGUUCGAUGUCUACCUCCAGAAGAUACACUGCGUGUACGGUUUCCUUGACGCUCGUAUCGUCUUGUCCAAGAGUUCACGGAGGUGGGAGGAUCCUUGUGCCACCAAUGCUUACGACCACGUAUUGUGUGGCAUUGCAGCGUUGGCCUGCUUUUUCUGCCCUGAAAGGACCGAUGAUCGAGAACGUCUUCUCGUCGAAUGUGCAAAGGACAUCUUGGACUCGACGAGUCUGGUCAGAGAUCCAACCAUUCAUGAUGCACAGGCAUGGUUGUUGAGGACUCUCUACUUGAGAUGCAACAAUCCUCCUCAUGCGGCAUGGGUGGCAAGCUGCACGACCAUGCACAUUAUCGAAGCGACUGGCUUGCACCAUGAAUCCACAGACGUGUCAUUGGUCUAUACCGACAUAAGUACCACGGACAUUGACGUCGAACGCAAGAGGAGGACUUUCUGGCUCGCCAAGCUGCUUAACACGUGGAUCAGUUUCGAAUACGGACGGUCCAGAGUUGUACCGCAACGCGCAUCAUGUCAGCUUCCAUCACCAAUCCCUGAGGAUUUUACAACAGACCUUAUAUCCUUGUUCAUGGUAUCAGAAAUCCUCGACCCGGACAAGAUUGGAGAGCCGACCGAUUUGGAAGAGGCUCUUUUACGAACAGAGGAUUUUAGCUUUGAUCUCGACCCCCUGGUGCUGUCUCAGAGCAACCUAUGCUUCACAUUCUACAGACGCCUCAGGCAAAUUACACCCAAUGUCAAACCUAACAUUCUGGAAAAAGUGAUUGCAGUCGGACGCAAAGGCCUGGAAGCCUCACUCCGAGCAACCCGAGCCGGAUCCCCGUGGUGGCACGUAUCCAAUGUGCCAUUUCAAUUUGCUUGUAUAUUGCUUGCGAUGGACACCAAAGAGUCUCUUAUGCACAUUCAACAAGCCAUUUCCACCUUGAGGAUCGUGGCGGACAACUUCAAAACUCCCAUAGUCCAAAAAGCACUUUCCACGGUCGAGUCAUUAAUUCAAUUCUCCCAAAAACGCAAGGAACAGGACAAUAGGAUCCUGCAGAAUUCGUUGGUACAGCAGACAUCACCACAGUCAUGGCAGCAGCAGCCUCCUACGGAUCCCAUCCAAAUUCCUGACCAAGAGUUUGAACUGGCUUGGUCGAAUGAUUUAUUAUGGAAUACUCCAGCUUUGGGGAAUGUGAAUUGGGAUCAAUUUUGGACCGAACCUUACGACUUUGCCCCUACGGCACUUCCAAACAAUUGA
Exophiala dermatitidis NIH/UT8656 is the source of this 1731-nucleotide messenger RNA. RefSeq lists its product as uncharacterized. NCBI's taxonomy places the organism in Eukaryota, Fungi, Ascomycota, Eurotiomycetes, Chaetothyriales, Herpotrichiellaceae. Bases 1 to 1731 code for a protein of 576 amino acids. The transcript has a single exon. The record is from RefSeq and is a predicted model, not a curated record. Gene Ontology annotation, molecular function: zinc ion binding; DNA binding; DNA-binding transcription factor activity, RNA polymerase II-specific. Gene Ontology annotation, biological process: regulation of DNA-templated transcription; response to xenobiotic stimulus; DNA-templated transcription.